Molecule: messenger RNA, 1533 nt
Organism: Fusarium keratoplasticum
Lineage: Eukaryota; Fungi; Ascomycota; Sordariomycetes; Hypocreales; Nectriaceae
Product: C2H2-type domain-containing protein
Exons: 4
Coding region: 1-1533 (510 amino acids)
Source: RefSeq, a predicted model, not a curated record
AUGGAGCCUCUUGGGGUGAUUGAUGGGGUUUUUGUUGGUAUGCGGUACUUCGACGAGACACAACCUUUCCGCGCGACCUCGCUGCUCAGAAGUGCAACCGACAACCUUGCUCUUGAGCUGAAGACGAUCCCUGUGGGGGUGUCCCCGGUUCUCCAACCCCGAGAGAAGGCUUGGUCCUCAAUUGGAGAUGUUCGAGCUGGGGUGCAAUGCUAUUGGCGGCAUUUUGUGAGGGUAGCUGAUAGUCUGGAUGUGCCAGUCAUCACCCAUCUUCGUGAGAUGUACCGAGAUGCCAAGGGGCUUCUAGAAGCCGCGGUCUUUGCCUUCCGCAACACCUUGACAGGCCCCGCUCCCAAUGAUCUCAAAAAGAUCUUUGCCUUCUGCAGUCUCUCAUAUGUAGUCUCCAGUAUGCUGCAUGCGAGAGGUAGGUUUGAGAAGACGAAAAUGCUAGCUGGCAUUGCCCUCUGGUUCAAUGCCCUUGAGGAUCUAGCGGAGCAAGUGGCAUUCAAGCAGCUUGCUGAAAAGCUCUGGCCCGAAGAAUACCAUCGCCUUCACUUCAUCGACCUGGGUAGAGGUCAUAUGACCGAGCAGGCCAUGGGCGCCAUUUACGGCAGUGACCUGGCGUCCAGCUAUGUCUCCGAGUCGAGCUUUGGCCUGACGCCAUUGACUGACCUCCAGGCUUCCGGGCUCCAGAGUCCCCGAUUCUCAAUGGCCGAUUCUGCGACCCGAGACUCUGAUCGAUACUCUACAGACGCAGAGCAGCACUGGCAGCAACUUGCUCCAUCAUUUUCAUCCGAUCUAUCUUUCUCAUUCGACCCUUCCUUGUCGCCUGAUCCAUCCUUCUCGCCCGAGCUAUCCUCGAUAACAACUGCGCAGUCUUACUAUGCCCCAAGAUUGGACACCAUACCUAUUGUCUCACCCAACAUAGUCGAGCAGCCCACCACGAGCGGCGUCCCCGACACCACGCUGGCUUGCAUCAAUAGCCCCAAGGAGCUAUGCGACACCUCGGUUUUCGCCGCUGUACUUCAGUACUUCAAGGAUAACGGGGACUUCUGGUAUGACCUAUCCGGCCGAGGCGUGAUAUCGAAAGACAUACGUUCGCUACUCUCCUGGAACCAGGAGUGCACGCGAGAGAAGGAGCGCAUCCACAACCAAUUUUUAAGGCACCUAGUGUCCGAAAAGAAGACCAAAGAUGUCACAUCACGCGGGAUAGUCUCUGUAGUUGAGGCAUUAGUGGAGAUGGGGUAUUUGCAGAGCAUUGAAGAAGCCAUAAACUACAUGACUGAGAUUGGUAAGUCACUCUUCAGUGAUACAGGAGCUUGUGGCAGGUUUGUUUCAUGGAUUACUUCCAACCAGCCUCACGCCAAAGAGACAUUCUCAUGUCCUACCUGCCGUCAGGUGUUUAGUCGAAAGUGGAAUAUGGAGCGACAUUGCGUAGACGUUCACGACAAGACAGUCAAGAAAGAGGGAGGCCAGAAGAGGAGGGAUAGAGGGUCGAAAUCCGGCAAGGACAAUUCUUACAGGGGGUUUGUAUAA